AUGGUCGCACACUCAACACUCAGCGCAGCACUUCUCGGCUUCACCUCCACCGUCCUUGCGAGCCCAACCACGGCUCAAAAGGGCCACUACGUCAACUGGAGGAAGUUCCACGCCAACGGUGUUAACCUUGGCGGAUGGCUAGCCCAAGAAGCUACUAUCGAUCCGUACUGGUGGGAUCAAUACUGCAGAGGCACUGUCGAUGAGUGGAAUUGCUGUGUCAAGCUCGGUGACCAGUGUGAUUCCGUCUUCGAGAAGCGAUACGCGACAUACAUCACAACAAAAGAUAUUGACAAGCUCGCUUCUGGCGGCGUGAACUUCAUCCGCAUUCCGACCACAUAUGCAGCAUGGGUCAAGAUUCCCGGAGCUGGAUACCACUCUGGCAACCAGCAAAAGUACUUCAAGCAGGUCGCAGAUUACGCCAUUAAGAAGUACGGCAUGCACGUUGUCCUCGACCUGCACUCCCUCCCCGGGGGUGUCAACGGCCUCGACAUUGGCGAACGCGUUGGCAAGUGGGAGUGGUUCAAUAGCACCACCAACUUCGAUCUCUCCCUCAAAGUCGUCGAUGCUGCCCUCAACUUCAUCCAGUCCUCCGGCUCACCCCAAUCAUACUCUUUCGCUCCCAUCAAUGAACCCGUCGACAACCCCGACUUCUCCACAUUCGGCACGCCCGCCGCGCUCUCCGACGUCGGCGCCGCAUGGGUGCUUAAGUACUUCAAAGCCGUCCUCGCACAUGCUGAAGCAGUGAACCGCAAGAUUCCUGUCAUGCUGCAAGGUAGCUUCAAGGGCGAACCGUUCUGGUCUCCGUUUUUUAAUAAGAGCGACAAUAUUGUGUUCGAUGUACACAACUAUUACUUCGGCCGGCCGAGUGAUUCGAACAAUGUCACGAGUCUACUCUGCGCGGAUGCGAAGACGUUAGCAGGGGAUGGGAAGUUCCCGGUUUUUGUGGGCGAGUGGGCAAUUCAGACGAGUGCCAACAACAAGUUUACGAACCGUGCGAGAAAUCUGAAUACUGGGAUUUACGCGUACAACAAGUACACGCAAGGUAACUCAUACUGGACAGCUAAAUUCUUGGGUAACGUCUCUGUUGCAGGUGAGGGGACGCAGAGCGAUUACUGGAACUAUGAGUCUUUCCUCGACAUGGGUAUCAUCGAUCAGAAGCAAGGGAAGCAGUACUGCUCUUAGUUUCAGCGUGCUGC
Messenger RNA from Macroventuria anomochaeta, 1196 nucleotides. Its product is annotated as glycoside hydrolase family 5 protein. Gene Ontology annotation, biological process: glucan catabolic process. Lineage: Eukaryota; Fungi; Ascomycota; Dothideomycetes; Pleosporales; Didymellaceae. Gene Ontology annotation, cellular component: cell surface; extracellular region. The transcript is spliced from 2 exons. Bases 1 to 1182 code for a protein of 393 amino acids. Gene Ontology annotation, molecular function: glucan exo-1,3-beta-glucosidase activity. The record is from RefSeq and is a predicted model, not a curated record.